Exophiala viscosa is the source of this 2272-nucleotide messenger RNA. RefSeq names its product regulator of chromosome condensation 1/beta-lactamase-inhibitor protein II. The coding region runs from base 155 to 2173 and encodes 672 amino acids. Gene Ontology annotation, molecular function: guanyl-nucleotide exchange factor activity; protein binding. The record is from RefSeq and is a predicted model, not a curated record. NCBI's taxonomy places the organism in Eukaryota, Fungi, Ascomycota, Eurotiomycetes, Chaetothyriales, Herpotrichiellaceae. Gene Ontology annotation, cellular component: cytoplasm. The transcript has a single exon.
UGCAACUCUUGAACUCCUUAACGUGACGUCACUGUUGAUGACAGGCACCAACGUGACAUUUGGACCAUUGCCUUUUAACAAUUAAAAACACAACGAGGUAUUCAUGUCCAACAGUUGACGCUCUGAGUCUUAUUAUUUGCUCAUCUCUCCAGAGAUGUCUCUCUUAGAUCUGCCCCAGGACAUCCUCUCCAUCAUCCUAUCUUACCUUCACCCAAAAGACUACCUUGCAUUUUGCCAGAUUUCCAAAGCUGUCUACCUGGGAUACCGACAAGACUCCCUGUACUGGCGAACCGCGACAUCAAAUACCUUCCGUCUUCCAAUCAGUCCUUUGCUUGAUGCGGACGGCCAACGCUGGUACUGGCUGUACAAACGUCUGAAGACCCAGACGCAACUCUACACCUGGGGUCAGGGAGUGAAAGGUAAUUUGGGCUUCGGUCGGGCUCUUCCUAUUCCUCGUCGGCCGCACCCGAGAGUCGGGCACGCUCGACCAUUUCCCCCCAACAGGAUCCCUUCUCGACCAACGUUCCCGAAAGCAUCAUCUAACUGGCCAACCGAGACUCAUGUUCCCGACGAAGUUGGCGUGAUUGCUGAUCUGCAAUGCGGAGGCUGGUCAACCACCAUUCUCGCCUCCGACGGCAAGCUCUAUACUACUGGUUCUAUUGACUCCCUCAACGGCGUCCCUGUAGGCCAGACGGUUGAGCAAUUUACUCGACUCGAAUGGCUGACCCAGAGUACUUCUGCAAUUCGGCAAUUCUCCGCUGGGAGACGGCAUAUCCUCGCUCUCACUGAUGAUGGGGAAAUCCUUUCCUGGGACCGAGUCAAUGCCAAAGGCUUGAAAGUGUUCUCCAGGACUGGGAUAAACUUUGGUGGAAAGCCAACCCGAAUUGCAGCAGGAUGGGGUCACGGUUCCGCUUACAUACCGGAGACGGGCAUAGUCUUCUGGGAGCCUAUUCGAAACAAUCACACCGAUGAGAUGCUGGACGAAGUACAUGUCAAGGAGAAGGUCGUGCCAGGAACAGCCCGGCAACACACAGAAAAAGGCUAUACCGAAGUGAUCAAACAUAUUGUGUUGUCAGAAUUCUUGCUAUGGAUCACCAACGACUCGAAAAUCUAUGCCUGCAGUCUCCAGGUCGAGAACGAUGAACAGAUGGAGCCUACAAGAUCUGUGUUCGAGGUCCCAGGUUAUAGUGCGUCAGAUCGUGAGUUGAAAGAUAUACAAGGCCAGUUCCAGAGGUUCGGGGUCUUCACUGCCACAGGAGAAGUCCUUGCAGGCAAUGUUGAUUACCUCAGACGAUGUGCCGAAGCUGUUGAAAAUCAACCUGAUCCGCUGGAAGCGGCUGACUGGUCAGCAUUGACGACAUUGCUUUCUUCUCGACCCAAAGAUGUCCCAGCCCUGCAACAUACCCAGGUCAUCGCCCUAGCGUACGGUGACUAUCACUAUCAUGCUCUGCAUGCCAAUGGCAAAAUCACUUCUUAUGGGACGGACUCUCAAUGUUGCGGGUCUUUGGGAUUUCCCAGCCCAGAAACCGGGGGCCGCUUCCGUGGUCUCCGUCGAGCACGGCCCGGUCUAGGACGGAUCGACGCACAUCUUUUGCCCAUCGCCAGUUUGCGAGGUCGUCAGGUCUGGUUCGAACCCGAGCGAAAGGACUGGCUUCAAUGGCUAGAAGAUCAGGUACAAAAAGCGCACCCUGACAGCGAUGGUCGAUCAGCCAAAGAGAUCUUGGACAACGACACGAGUAAACAAUCUGCGUUCAGUGAAUGGAUCGAGCAGGAAGGGAAACACUGGGGCGAAGGCCCUGCAAAUGCUUCUACGAGUUCUGCAUCGGGCAAAUCCAUGCAAGAAGGAGAUUCUGGUGACUAUGCCAACCUUGGUGCAUAUUUUCCGAUAACCAUCGCCGCGGCAGGUUGGCACAGUGGUGCUCUGGUUCUCUUCGACGAGGACAGAGCCCACGAGAUUCGAAACAAGUGGGUGAUACCGAAAGAGCACGAUGAGGAAGACCAACAUCCAAUGCCCGGUGCUUUUCAGAAUCUGGACUCGGAGGAAGAGUACGUCUGGCAGCGGGAAGGUUUUCCCAAAGUAAGUUUGUGGGACGGAUUCGAAAUGCCUGGUGAUGGCGUGCCACGACCCUGGCGCGAUGGAUUGCCCACUAUGCAGGAGCUGGGAAUCUUGUAGAACUAUUCCGCUUUUCUCCAGUAUGGCAAGCGACGCUUAGGAGCUCAUUGAUAUCCAUCUUUUCUAGCAUAGCGAUUCUUGGUCCAUAAGACCCAGGGG